Spea bombifrons (plains spadefoot toad) is the source of this 2392-nucleotide messenger RNA. RefSeq names its product phospholipid phosphatase related 1 (gene PLPPR1). Gene Ontology annotation, molecular function: phosphatidate phosphatase activity. The record is from RefSeq and is a predicted model, not a curated record. The transcript has 8 exons. NCBI's taxonomy places the organism in Eukaryota, Metazoa, Chordata, Amphibia, Anura, Pelobatidae. Gene Ontology annotation, biological process: phospholipid dephosphorylation; signal transduction; phospholipid metabolic process. Bases 306 to 1283 code for a protein of 325 amino acids.
UUCUCCUUAGCAAGUGGCUUUCUAAAUCCUUCCAUUAAUACAAACAGGGGGAGCCUGGGCAUCCCGGGUCUUAACAGGAUCUGAAAUAAAUAAAAUGCAUGCAGAUAGACUUUGAGAAGGAUGACUGAGGACAGCCAACAGGAUUACCAAUAACAAGAAGGAAAUCACUGCACACAACAGAAUGAUCAGUAUGCUUUCAUUUGGGAUUGUUUCUCCUGCAAGUUGGACGGGGUAUUGGGAUUCCUAGCUGGACAGAGAAGCUGAGAAGAUAUUUGUGGUAUAGCUGAUCAAUCUGUUGAAAGGAAAUGGCUUUGGAGAAUAACACCCAUCGCAGCUAUUCAAUUAUACCAUGUUUCAUUUUUGUCGAGCUUGUCAUCAUGGCCGGGACUGUUCUGCUCGCAUACUACUUUGAGUGCACGGAUACCUUCCAAGUCCACGUCCAAGGUUUUUUCUGUCAAGAUGGAAAUCUUAUGAAACCUUACCCAGGGACGGAAGAUGAAAGCUUCAUUUCACCGCUGGUGCUGUACUGUGUACUGGCAGUGACGCCAACAGCUAUCAUAUUUAUUGGUGAGGUAACUACAUAUUUUAUAAAGUCUACAAGAGAGAACCUGAUUGUUCAAGAAAAAAUGAUUUUGACCGGAGAGUGCUGUUACCUGAAUCCAUUAAUCAGGAGAAUUAUUCGGUUUAUAGGAGUCUUUGCCUUUGGACUGUUUGCUACAGAUAUUUUUGUUAAUGCUGGCCAGGUAGUCACAGGUAACUUGACUCCUUACUUCUUGACAGUGUGUAAGCCAAACUACACUGGAGCAGACUGUCUUGUUCAUCAUCAGUUUAUCAACCAUGGAAACAUCUGCACUGGUGAACCUGAUGUCAUUGAAAAGGCAAGAAGGUCUUUUCCAUCCAAACAUGCUGCUCUGAGUAUAUAUUCUGCAUUAUACACAACGAUGUACAUCACAAGUACAAUUAAAACGAAGAGCAGCAGGUUAGCAAAGCCUGUUCUCUGUCUUGGGACUCUUUGCUCUGCUUUCCUAACAGGACUGAACCGUGUUUCAGAAUACAGGAACCACUGUGUAGAUGUCAUUGGAGGUUUCAUUUUAGGAACAGCAGUGGCUUUGUUUCUGGGCCUGUGUGUUGUACACAAUUUUAAAGGAACAUAUGGGUCACCAUCCAAGCCAAAGCCAGAAGAUCCAAGAGGAAUGCCUCUAAUGGCUUUUCCAAGAGUUGAAAGUCCACUUGAGACUUUAAGUGCACAGAAUCACUCUUCCUCGAUGACUGAAGUCACCUGAAACAACAUGUAUACAAAAGGGAACUGUUUUUAUAUUACCAUAAAGUGAGAACUUCAACAAACACAGUUACUCAGUCUUAAACUGUGAUUACCAGUAUUAUGUUAUAUCUAGUUAGAAGCUAAUGUUUUGUAUUUUUCUUUUCUUUAAGGAAGUGAUGUAGCUUGCCUUUUUUAAUGUUUUCAUCUCUAACAUCCUUUGUUUAUACCAUAAUCUGAUAAAUUCAUGUUAUGGUAUACAAUGCACUAAAAUUUAAAAAAAAGAAAGCAUCUUUUGAAAAUGUCAAUGUUUUGUGAUUAUGUUUGUAUACAAAUUUUGUAUUAUUUUAUAUGCAUUGAACUGCAUUGUAAAUUACAUGUAAACAUAGUUUCAUUUUUUUCCAUUAAUGAACAGAAUUUUAUACUUGAAAUGUGUAUAUGAGCAAACAGUUUGUUUUUCAUUGACAUACAUUUUAUUUAACACAUAGUGAGCAAGCUGAAACCAAUAAAUUAUUUAGUGUUGAUUUUGCUUGAUGACAUAUGCUUAUAUAAAUCAAUUUGUUUAGCUGGAUUCUUCUAUAUCCACUAUAUCUGGGCACGUUUACGUUAUGCAUUCACUUCAAGGAUUUAGCUUACCGUAGUGUUUAACUUCCCAGUUACCAUAUUAUCAAAUAAGAUAUGUUAUUUGUAAAUGUAUCUAAUUCAAUUUCUAUAUGGAAAAAUUCAAUACUCACUGACUGUUUUCACAAACUUUAAAAUAAGAUUUUAUAGUGAAAACUCCGCUUAACUUCUUUUUUUUGAAGCAUGAAAUACACUGGAUUGUGAUUAUAUACAAAAUAAGCUAAAUAAAAGAAACAGAUGUAUGAUAGACAAAUGGUGGCUUUUUUCUCUUAGUUCAGCUAUAUUUUUUUUCUUAUAAAAUAACUAGAAAAUAUAAAAAAAAUAAAUAUUACUUUGGAAACUUUUAACAUCCGCUCAAUUUCCUCUGUAGCUUGGUUUUCAGUAAUGUAUAUACUAAAGUAUCACUUUCGUGUUUUGAAAUGUCUGUAUUUAAUUCUGGUUAAAACCGGUUGUACUUGGUGAUGUUUCAAUUUUAAACGUUUUUUGAGCAAUAAACUGUUCAAUUUUACUAAA